AUGAGUUUAGCAACCCAUCAGGCAGAGUUACGAGUGUGUCAGGAAAUAACUCAGGAAUUAAUGCAAAUGCCAUGUGCUGUUUUAUUUAAUGAACCAGUGAAAGCAAAGCUUAAAGAUUACGAACGUUAUGUAAAAGUAAUCAAAAAUCCACAAGACUUAGGUACUAUUCUAAAACGUCUUCAAUCCUCUGAGUAUCAGAACUAUCAACAAUGGGAAAAAGAUAUUGCAUUAGUAUGGAGUAACGCAGAAGCUUAUAAUGGAAAAGAUUCAUAUGUCACUCAAAUUGCAAGGCACAUGGCAAAGCAAUGCGAAUCUAUGAAAAAAAGAAUAUCAAUGCAGAAAAUUUCAGGCUGGAUGAAAUAUUUAUACAUAUGGAGAGAAAAAUUAGAUAAGCUGUUAGUGUCACCGCCACAAUCUUCAACAAUUCGAUUUUUCCCAGAUAUUAAAUACAUUCCUCCAGAGUAUAAACCACUUACAAGUAAAGAAAAAGAUCAAUUAAUUGAGCAGAGUCGAAUAGUUGCGAAAGGUGAUGAUUUAAAGCACAUAGCUAAAAUAGUUGAACUGGAUCCUCAAGGAGAAAUUAAAGAUGACAACGUUGUUAUUAAUGUUGAUUUAUUAUCACCAAAAACUUUAUAUAGCCUUCAAAAAUUUUACAAAAAGCGGGUAUCAGAACUUAAUGAGUAG
This is a messenger RNA of Trichomonas vaginalis G3, 684 nucleotides long. Its product is annotated as chromatin remodeling. The transcript has a single exon. Gene Ontology annotation, cellular component: chromatin; nucleus. Gene Ontology annotation, biological process: chromatin remodeling; regulation of DNA-templated transcription. Lineage: Eukaryota; Parabasalia; Trichomonadida; Trichomonadidae. Bases 1 to 684 code for a protein of 227 amino acids. The record is from RefSeq and is a predicted model, not a curated record.